Messenger RNA from Fusarium keratoplasticum, 366 nucleotides. Its product is annotated as Cytochrome b5 heme-binding domain-containing protein. The record is from RefSeq and is a predicted model, not a curated record. Lineage: Eukaryota; Fungi; Ascomycota; Sordariomycetes; Hypocreales; Nectriaceae. The transcript has 4 exons. Bases 1 to 366 code for a protein of 121 amino acids. Gene Ontology annotation, cellular component: endomembrane system; membrane.
AUGUCUGGAAAGUUCGAGCCCAAGGUCCCCGUGAACCUGGAUCCCCCCAAGGACGAUCCCAUCUCUCCGGAGGAGCUUGCCGCAGCUGACGGCAGAGAUGGAGGCAAGUGCUACGUGGCCAUCAAGGGCAAGGUCUACGAUGUCACGGGCAACAAGGCUUACCAGCCAGGAGGAUCAUACAACGUCUUUGCUGGCAAGGACGCCUCGAGGGCGCUGGGAAAGACCUCGACCAAGCCCGAGGACGCGCGCCCAGACUGGCAGGAUCUGGAUGAUAAGGAAAAGGGAGUCCUCAACGACUGGGUCACGUUCUUCUCCAAGCGGUACAACGUCGUCGGUGUCGUGGAGGGCGCCACAAACAUGGAUUGA